AUGGAUGAAGAUAGUCAUAUAAUUAUUGAUGAUAUUACAAGUCUGUCUCAUGAAAUCUAAGUAGAUGAAACAUUAAUAAAACAAUAUAAAAAAUAAAGAUUAUUGGGAGUUGGAGCAUAUGGAAAAGCAUACCUUGUGACUUCUGAUGACGAAAAUUAGAUUAAAUAUGUUAUGAAAGUAUUACCUCAAUCAGCUUCAGCUAAAAAGGAGGCUUUAAUAUUAUAAAAUUUGAGACAUGAUAAUAUAAUCUAAUAUGUAGAAACAUUUAUAGAUAGUAAAAAUAGAUUAUGCAUAAUAAUGGAAUAUGCCAAUAGUAUUAUAUAAAAAAAUAAUAUCAUUAGAUGGGACAUUAGGCUAAUACAUAAAAUCAAGACAAUAACCAUUACCAGAAACAUAAAUUAUUGAUUGGUUUACUUAAUUAUGUUUAGCAAUUUAAUGUGUUCAUUCAUAAAGAAUUAUCCAUAGAGACAUAAAAGCAGAGAAUGUAUUUUUACAUGAUGACAAAUUGAAAUUAGGAGAUUUUGGAAUUGCAAGAUCUGUAGAAUAGACUCUUGCAACAACUUUUAUAGGAACUCCUUAUUAUUUAUCACCUGAAAUCAUAUAAAAUUAACCUUAUUCUUAUAAAAGUGAUAUAUGGGCAUUAGGAGUAUUACUUUAUGAAAUGUGCACAUUUAAAUAUCCUUUUUAAGCUGAAUCAUUACCAGGUCUGGCUACUAAAAUAAUGAAAGGAAAAAUUUAACCUAUAAGUGCUUAAGUUUAUUCAUAAAAUAUGAAAAAUCUAAUAUAAAAUUUAUUAUAGAUUGAUCAAAAUAAAAGACCAACCAUAGAAUAAAUUUUAUGUAUAUUUUAAUUAUUAGAUAGAAAAUCAAAUAAUCUAAAAUAGAAUUAAAUAAUUAAAUAUUAAAUAGUAACCUAUAACAAAGAUAGCAAUAUAACCAAUAUAAAGUAUGAUAUAUUGUUAAUCUAGAGAAAUAGUAGCAUUAGGUUAUUAUAAAAAAGGAUGAAUACAAAUAAUAAAAAAAGUAAACAAGAGAAGAGUAAACCAAAUUUAUGAAAUAAGAUAUAUAAAAAAAAGUAUUGAUUAUUAUUAAAAUAUUUAGAAAACUUAAUAGUAAUAGUAGAAACCUUAAGAAUUAAUUAUUGAAUCAUUUGGUCAACCAAAAAAAUAAGAUUAAUAAUAAAGUGAAAAGAAAAUUGUGAAAAAUAAAGAUAUUCCUGAAAUUUAUUUACCUUUCAUGUCUCAAAUAGAAUAAAAAUAAUAAUAAUUGAAUUCAGCUAAAGAAAAAUAAAAUGAAUAAUUAGUCUAAUCAUAACAAUAGAAUUGUAAGAUUAAUAUUCAUAUAAUUAGCUAAAAAAUAAAAUCCACGACUAUGUUAUGAGAGAGCAGAAAAAAUAAGAUCAGCUUUAGAGAAGGAAUUGGGAUUAAAUGAAUUUCUAUCUAUCUAUAACACCUUUAAAAAUUUAAGAGAAAAAAAUUCUCUUGAAGAUAUUGCAAAAUAAUAUGGCCCUUAUUAUACAGAUUUAAUUCCAAAUAUGCAAUAAGAGUUAAUUUAAGCAUUUUUACCAUCUUUAUUUAUCUUACUCGAAUUCGAUUUGGAUGAAUGA
Paramecium primaurelia is the source of this 1605-nucleotide messenger RNA. The record is from the annotation of a GenBank genome assembly. NCBI's taxonomy places the organism in Eukaryota, Ciliophora, Oligohymenophorea, Peniculida, Parameciidae.